Messenger RNA from Spizellomyces punctatus DAOM BR117, 2281 nucleotides. RefSeq lists its product as uncharacterized. Gene Ontology annotation, molecular function: 2-isopropylmalate synthase activity. The transcript is spliced from 5 exons. The coding region runs from base 211 to 2106 and encodes 631 amino acids. The record is from RefSeq and is a predicted model, not a curated record. Gene Ontology annotation, biological process: L-leucine biosynthetic process. Lineage: Eukaryota; Fungi; Chytridiomycota; Chytridiomycetes; Spizellomycetales; Spizellomycetaceae.
ACAAAAGGCCGUGACAAAUUCGUAGCGCUGAUGUGGCACCCACGGACCGUUGGCGACGAGCAAUUUGCUUUUCCGCCUUUGCGGGGACUAUAAAAACUCCACACACUCAUCCCUCCCAACGCACAGCAUUUACAAACGGCAUCCCUCCCGAUCGUCUCCCUGCAUAGACUCUGUCGUUUUCCACACUCUAAAUAUAUAUUCACAUUCAAAAUGACAAACUCUGGAAAGGAAAAGUUGAUCAUCUUUGACACUACUCUGCGAGACGGUGAGCAGGUACGUUUAUGCAACGCCUGCAGACCCCUCCAGUCUUAUCUGUCACCCGGUGUGACCUUGACAGCACAUGAAAAGGUCGAGAUUGCUAGACAACUGUCACGCUUGGGAGUCGAUGUCUGCGAAGCCGGAUUUCCAAUUGCCUCACAGGGUGAUUUUGAGGCUGUAGAGCGUAUAGCAAAAGAGGUUGGGCCUUUGACGGCGGGGAGACAUAGUAACAAGCCAAUGGUUAUCUGUGGCCUUGCACGUGCGGUUCCAGCUGAUAUCCAACGUGCUUACGAUGCUGUCAAACACGCACCUGCCCACCGAAUUCAUACCUUCCUCGCCACUUCCGACAUCCACCUUCAAUACAAGCUUAAAAUCAAUCGCGAGGAGUGCGUUGCGCGUGCCGUCGCUGCAGUAAAAUACGCCAAAUCUUUGGGAUGCAAGGAUGUAGAGUUUUCUCCAGAAGACGCUGGUCGCUCGGAUCGUGAAUUCUUGUGUCAAGUCCUGGGCGAGGUGAUUAAAGCUGGCGCGACCACUCUCAAUAUUCCGGACACAGUCGGAUACAACACACCUGAGGAGUAUGGGGCAAUGAUAAAGUUUCUAGUGGAGAAUGUUGAAGGCGCAAAAAAUGUCACAUGGUCUACUCAUUGCCACAAUGAUCUUGGUCUUGCGACUGCCAACACGUUGGCGGGCGUGGCAAACGGCGCACGGCAAGUGGAAGUGACUAUCAAUGGUAUUGGGGAGCGUGCUGGCAACACUUCCUUGGAAGAACUCGUUAUGGCAAUCUAUACCCAUCCAACCGCAUAUCCUGUGUUCCAUACCAUCGAUACAUACCAAAUUUACAAUACUUCCCAGCUAGUCACAAAGAAAACGGGCAUGGUAAUUCAGGGUAACAAAGCGAUUGUGGGUGCCAACGCUUUUGCGCACGAAUCUGGCAUUCACCAGGAUGGUGUCCUGAAAAACAAAUCGACUUACGAGAUUAUUGAACCCGGAGUCGUCGGCAUUCCUUCCAAUUCCCUGGUGCUGGGCAAGCACUCUGGACGAAAUGCAUUCCGCACCAGGUUGGAACAGCUGAUUCAGAAUUCCAUGUAUGAGGAUGUCUUGAAGAGUGAGCCUGCCGUCUUUGAGAAGCUUUUCGUCGCGUUCAAGAAAUUGGCGGAUACGAAAAAGCGCGGCGUAACAGACCAGGAUUUGUUGGCUCUCCUAGAUGAUCAGCUUAACAUGCACGACUCUGGAAGGGAAACUUACCAUUUCAAGUCAAUUCAAGUAGUCUCCGGAUCUGGCGUCUUGUCCACCGCAACCGUUACAAUUAUUGACACAACCAUGACAAAAACGAACUCAAAUGGGUCAAUUGGUGAGAAUGGCGAAACUUCCCCGGUAGCGGCAUCUACACCUGACGCACCUGAAGGCGUGGAACGUUGUGAUGCGGCCAUUGGGCAUGGGCCAGUACAUGCGAUUUUCUCAGCCAUCAACCGUCUGAUCGGUUGCACAAACAUGCUGGCAUCUUAUGAAGUCAAAGCCGUAACUGAAGGAUCAGACUCGCUGGGAAGAGUGGUAGUUCGAAUUCACGAGGCAAGUGAUGAGGACGAGGAUGCAGUUCGUCCUUCAAAAGCGCCACGUCUGGAGGACGAGUCCUCAGCGUCCUUUCAAGAUCGCGAGACGUUCCAGGGACAAGGAACGGACGAAGAUAUUUUGGUAGCAUCUGCAAAGGCAUAUAUCAACGCGGUAAAUCGGAUGGUGGAGUCCAAGCGCAGGUCUGUUCAGCGCAAAGUACCUGUGCAGACAGAUAAAGUUCCGGUGGUUGGUGGUAGUGUAGAGGCUGUUCCUCGGUCAAGAAAGGUGGGCGUUUGAAGAUUUGAAACUGCGGUUGUUUGUGAUGGGCACGAGGGUUGUAAAUAUGUAGCUGGUAUGCGAUGGGUUUAAUACAAAUGUGGCGUGAAGAUAACCCUGACUGGUUGAUGAGAGAACUUCAACGUUUCGCGUCACCCAAGAUUGGGCAUCAGUAUGCAUGGCCGUUGAUCCCUAA